AAGUCUGCGUUUUCUGGCGGGCUGAUUCAAAACAUAAACAAGAUGGAGUUGAUCUCUGCGCUGCAGUUUCUGAACUUACAAGAAAUCCCAGGAGCCUGGGUGGAUUCAGUAUGGGACCUAGAGUUCACAGAAAGACAACCACUGGAUGAUACUGUAGAAGAAAAAUUGACAGCCAGUGGAGACCAGGCCUUCAGGAACCUGUAUCAGUGUUUACUGGCCCAUGCUGCUGAGCAACAGCAGUCUGCAGAACGAGGUGGAGCUUCACAGAGUAUCUGGGCGAUUCUGGGGGAGAACAGAGUGUCAGUCAAGUCUCUGGUGGCCGUUCUGUCCUUCUUUGUCCUGGGGGGAAAAGCCAAGGCGGCCAAUGUCCAGCAGAGAGUGAGCAGCUUGCACGCUGCCUCACUCUACCUGCUGCUGCUGGGAAUCCCAGGGAGCAUUGCCAACAAGGUUUUCCAUGAGGUUUUGUUGGACACGUGUUCCGACUUGACCUCUCACUGCUGGCCUCAGUACGCUGGAAAAAAGCGCAAGAAGGACGGCCUGAAGAGUUCUCAGGCAGAGGGCAAACGCUCCAAACCGCAGCGGAGAGACACUCCAGAGAUGGAAAUGGAGGAGGCAGAGGAGGAGGAAGAGGAGCUUCAUUUCUCUGGCCAGGAUUUGAUGAAGAUCAGAGACGCUGUGGUUCUCCUGGUUCAAAGCCUCCUCAGACUCCUGCAGACAUUUACACUCAAAGAUAGACCACAGAUUGCCAGCAACUGCACACAGAUCUUCACUAAGCUCCUUUACUUUGAGCCCGUCGUUGGAGAGCUGACCUUUGCCACUGAACAAGAGAUCAGCAAGCUGAGGAGUGUUCCCGAGAUGGCUUUCUACGGCCUGCAGCUGCUCUGCUCGCCAAAACAUGGAGACCAGAGAGAAUCCCUGCGGACGGUUUUCCACCGGCUUCUCUACGUGAUCCUGAUGAUGACUAAAGGCAACAGAGGGAAGCCCUCCCUUCUUGUACCCAGCCAGGCCAUCCUCUCCACGCGUGACCAGGCCAUCCAUUUUGUGUGUCAUCUUGUGGAUGAGCUGAAGGAGCUGGCGCAACCUUUCCUGCAUAUCCUCCUGCAGCAUAUCUGCUUCCAGAUGGUGGAGAAAAGCGAGUUUCGAAGCCACGGAGCCCAGGCUGUGGGUAUGCUGACGUCUCAGAUGAUAGGGAUAGACUACGCCUGUUUCAUCAAGUGGCUGUUUAAUUUCUCCAGACACUCAAAGAUGGUGUGCCGGCUCUUCUCUGUGGACGUGGUGAUGGUUCUCCUGGAGCAGCCAGAGAGGAGGCCGGAGGACUGUCAGGACCCGGAGCUUGCCUGCUUCCUGCCCCACAAGUUCCUGAUCCAGAACCUGCUGUUCGCUCGGCGGAUGGACGAAUCGCCCACAGUCCAAGGCCACGCCCUUGCCUGUCUAGCCCAUUGUCUGGAGCUGCCGUCACUCAACGUCACCCGGGCAGUCCACAACCUCUUCUCUGCCACUGGAACCCAGACAGUAUUGGACGGUGAAAUCACAGAAGGAAGUCUAAGUUCCCAGCAGACUCAGAAAACCUACCGCACUCUGCCGUUCAGGACUGUGGAGAUCAGCAGCACGGACAGCUCUGGCUGUGACGUGAAAGAAAACUUGGCUCUUCUCCUGCGGCGUGUAAAAGACUCUAAGCCUAACGUGAGGAAAUCGGCACUGCAGGCCUUGGUGGGUCUCCUGAAACAUGACGUGAUCCCCACGAGCUGGGAGAACUUGGCUAUUUUGUCGGAGCGUUGCAGAGACCCGGCUGUGUCUGUGAAGAAGAAGGCCCUGCAGUGCAUGGGAGAGCUGCUCACCGCCAAACCAGGGUGCAGUGUGGUGCAGAAGGCGUGGCUGCAGGGUGUGGUGCCGGCUGUGAUGGACUCUGAGAACUCUGUGCAGGACAAGGCCCUGGAGGCUCUGGACCAGGUGCUGCUCAGCCAGGUCAAGCCGUACACUGCCAGCCGCCACGUGGAUGCUAGUCAGAGGCUGACCUGGGACCUGCUGGGCCUGCUCUGUCAUGACUGCCAGAACCUCAGCCGAUAUUUCAGCAGGGCUUUCGCCAUCUGGUCCAAACAGAACAAGUUCACAGCGACGUUCAUCACCAACCUGAUCUCACACACCGAGGCAGAUCACGCUGCCGGGGCCUGGCUGCUGCUCUCCAAGGUUGUCGCUUCCUCUCCCAAACUGCCCUACGGCAAGAUCCUGGAUGCCUGGGACAGCAUGGUCAGUUCAAAGGACGUAAGUGUGGCAACCUGCUGUCAUGUCCUGUGUGUGAUAGGAGACAUCGCUGCACAUUUGAAUGAAGAUACUAAAGACAGGAUAGUUAGUGAUCUCAUGUCUUGGUUGAAGACUUUUAGUUUGUCUCUGGAUGUGAUCAGUGCUGCUGUGGAGACUCUUUAUCAACUCGGCCGCAGUGAAGACAUCAAACAGACUCAGGCUUUUCUGAACCAGCACUGUGGUGAGCUGGUGUCUGUCUGUGAGGCUUAUUUAGCCGCCAUUAUCCUGAGUGACAAGGGAGCCCAAAACCUCAAUGAAGAGCUGAUGAUAAAACACCUCCACACUCUGGGUGUGGUUUCACUCCACUGUCCUGCCAAGGUUGGCAAAAGGACGGUGCUGCUAGUGGAAUCUGUCCUCACAGCACAUUCUGAGAAACUGGCAGAGUGCCAGGAGGAGCUGCCAGCCUCGCUGCCUCUGCUGUCUCAGUUCAAAGCAAACUCUCUGCCUACCAGAGUCAGAGCCCAUGGAGUCAUUACUUUAGGUAAACUGUGUCUACAGCAUGAGGAACUAGUCCAGAAGUACCUGCCAGUUUUUGCCAGGGAGCUGGAGGUCGGCACAGAGGUUGCCGUGCGCAACAAUGUGGUGGUGAUUAUGUGUGAUUUGUGUGUUCGAUACACGAACAUCGUGGAUCACUACAUACCCAACAUCUCCGCCUGUCUGCGUGACAAUGAAGCUGUCAUUAGGGAGCAGACUCUCAUCAUGCUGACCAACCUGCUCCAGGAGGAAUUUGUGAAAUGGAAGGGGUCCCUCUUCUUCCGCUUCAUGGUGGCGCUGGUUGACCCAGUCCCUGCCAUCGCCAGUCUGUGUGAAUAUUGCCUGCUCCACCUGCUGCUGAAAAAGAACCCAGAAAUGUUCAGCCAGCACUUCAUCGAGUGCAUCUUCCACUUCAACUCCUACAGCAAACACAAGUCCUACAACAAGUUCCCUCAAACUGAGAGUGAAAAGGUCAGAUUCUCCCUGAAAGGAGCCCAGUACCGUGAGAAGCGUUUUCGGAUCUACCGCUUCAUGUUAGAGCACUUCACAGACGCCCAGCGCUUCAACAUCACCAACAAGAUCAACCAGACCGUCUUAGCAUGCUUUGCGGAUGAAGAGCUGCCUCUGGAUGCCGACGGUGCGGAAAUUUUGUCGGAGACCUUCAAAAUCAUGAGCCUGAAGGAGAUGAAGCUGCAGGCCAUAUCUAGUCCAACAGGAGUCAUGGCAGGGGAGGAACCAGAGGAGGAGAACAUGGCCACCAUGGCUAAGGCUGUCCUGCAGGCCGCUCAGAAGAAGGUGGUGUCCCAGGUCCAGAAGAAGGCCUUCAUAGAGAACACGGUUCCUCUCAUCAUCAGCCUGAAGAGUGUGCUGGAGCAGAAACGUUCUCCUGUCCAAAGGGACCUCAUGGCCUACCUUCAGGUGACAAUGCAGGAGUACCGCAAUGAGGUGAAGGAGUUUUUCUCUGGAGACGAACAGCUGGCAGCUGAGGUGGAGUUUGCUCUGAAGACGGCUGAGAGGGAGAGAGAGAUGGAGCAAAAGAUGGUCAACUGCACCCUGACAGGAGGCGCUAGGACUCGAACACCACAGGGUUCAGUCCAGAAUUCUCCUACGAGGUCCAGGCCGCUCCACCCAUUUAGCUUUGCAACCCCGCAGCCGCCACGUCCAAACCACCUGUCUGUGAGACUGUCACAGACUGACAGACGUACAUACAGAUCAAAGCAGGAGCAACAUGUCGAAUCUAAGUCAAUCACCCUGGAAGGAACAGUGAUGACUAAAGGAGCUGUGAAUAGCAGAGCCAUCAGCACACCAAAAGGUGUCAACAUCAACUUAACUUUUGAUGAGGGAGUCAGCGCAAUCUUCAGUGACCGAGGAACAAGUCUUGUUGGGGAGAGCAGUGUUCUUCACUUUCAGUCAAAUGAGCAGCAAGCUCCUCGACUGCGGCAGUGGAACGUGCAGUCUCCUCUCCGCCAGAAGAAAAGAUCAUCUAAAGUUUAGCUGAUAUAUACAGCUUUAUGUUUUUGUUUCUGUUUAUGUCUGUACUACAUCUACCAGCCUUGGUAGUUGUUAUAUCUUUAUUUUCAUCUAUGUGAUGUUGAUUGAUAUUCUGACAUGUUUAUUUUGAAUCUGUUUGUGUGACUGUUUGUUGUUUAUUUUCUUAGUAAUAAAUGUGUCCUUGACCUCA
This is a messenger RNA of Xiphias gladius (swordfish), 4456 nucleotides long. RefSeq names its product non-SMC condensin II complex, subunit D3 (gene ncapd3). The coding region runs from base 43 to 4269 and encodes 1408 amino acids. The transcript has 35 exons. Gene Ontology annotation, molecular function: histone binding. Gene Ontology annotation, cellular component: condensed chromosome, centromeric region; condensin complex. Lineage: Eukaryota; Metazoa; Chordata; Actinopteri; Istiophoriformes; Xiphiidae. The record is from RefSeq and is a predicted model, not a curated record. Gene Ontology annotation, biological process: meiotic chromosome condensation; mitotic chromosome condensation.